Salvia miltiorrhiza (redroot sage) is the source of this 635-nucleotide messenger RNA. RefSeq names its product AP2-like ethylene-responsive transcription factor AIL5. Gene Ontology annotation, biological process: regulation of DNA-templated transcription. Gene Ontology annotation, molecular function: DNA-binding transcription factor activity; DNA binding. The transcript has 3 exons. Lineage: Eukaryota; Viridiplantae; Streptophyta; Magnoliopsida; Lamiales; Lamiaceae. The coding region runs from base 33 to 350 and encodes 105 amino acids. The record is from RefSeq and is a predicted model, not a curated record.
CGGGUAAUUUAUUAAUUAAUCAAAAAAAAUACAUGGCUUCCAUGAACAACUGGCUAGGCUUCUCUCUCUCUCCUCAAGAUCAUCAACACCCACAAAUAGGCAACUUCACCUCUGAUGAAAUCUCAACCGCACAAAUCUCUGGGGAAUCUUGCUUCCAUCUCCCCUCAGAUUCUCCCAUCCCCUCUCUGAAUCUCCCUGCCCCACCUUUUGGCAUCAUGGAAGCUUUCAACAGAAAUAACAAUCACUCUCAAGGGGUUAUGAUAAGGAAGAUAACGGCUGCUCGAGCUUAUGAUUUAGCAGCAAUGAAGUAUUGGGGGAACUACCACAACAACAAAUUUUCCGAUGAGUAACUAUGAGAAAGAGAUUGAGGAAAUGAAGCAUAUGACAAGGCAGGAAUAUGUAGCAUCUUUGAGAAGGUGCAGAAGCCUACGACAUCGCCGCGAUCAAAUUCCGAGGCCUAAACGCCGUCAUCAACUUCGAAAUAAACCGUUACGACGUGAAGAGCAUACUCGAGAGCGCAACCCUAGUCUAGUUGAUAGAUGGAAAUUUCCAGUGCCUUCUUUUUCUAUUUUGGGUUAGGCUGAGAAAUUAUUUAAUAACUUUAAAAAAAAAAGGAAAAAGGUUUUGUUGGGAGA